GGGAAGGUUAGACUAUAUACCCUAUAUCAGCUAUUGUCAUGAGAGGCAAGGUAGAACUCUAAACUUGUAACCACCAUGCCAACAUCUGAACGUCCUCUCCCUCCUCCCAAGUACUUGGAAGAAGAUGAUCUGACCCAAGAAUGCAGGGACUUACUGCCCUUGCUACCUAGAGAAAGGGGGUGGGUUCAUAGGCAUCUCUAUCAAUACCAAGGUUUUUGGCACACAUCUAGGCAGUUGCAAGGUGUACUUGCAUGUCAACGACACUUUGAAGCUCAAGAUACUGAUAUCCUCCUUGUAACAACUCCGAAGUCGGGCACAACUUGGUUGAAGGCAAUAAUGUUCUCUUUGAUGAACAGGACGUGUUACCCCGACACCCAACAACACCCUUUGCUGAAUGACAGUCCUCAUAAUCUGGUGCCAUUCUUGGAAAUCAAUCUCUAUGCUGAAAAAGAUGUCCCUGAUUUGACCUCCUUUGCCCCUCCAAGGCUCUUUUCCACUCAUUUACCAUUUGUAUCUCUGCCCAAAUCAGUGCAGGAUUCAGCAUGCAAGCUUGUCUAUCUGUGUAGGGACCCAAGGGACAUUUUUGUGUCUUUUUGGCACUUCACAAACAAAUUAAGACCCCUGAACCAGGGAAACAAUCAUCUAGAAGAGAUGUUUGACUUGUUUUGUACAGGGGUGAGUUUAUCUGGACCCUUUUGGGAUCAUGCAGUGGGGUAUUGGAAAGAAAGCUUGAAAAAUCCUCGUAGGGUAUUUUUUUUGAAGUAUGAGGAGAUGAAAGAACAACCUGCCUAUCAUUUGAAGAGAAUAGCUCAGUUCUUGGGCUGCCCACUUUCAACAGAAGAAGAGGCAGAAGGGGUAGUGAAUGAAAUCCUUAAAUUGUGCACCUUUGACAAUUUGAGCAAUCUGGAAGUGAAUAUGAAUGGAAAAUUAGCAUCUGGUGAGGCUAAUAGCGCGUUCUUCAGGCGAGGUGAGGUCGGAGACUGGAAGAAUUAUCUGACUGGUGAGAUGGUAGAGCGCUUUGAUAAAAUCAGCAAACAAAAGUUCUCAGACUCUGGAUUAGUAUUAUAGGCCUUGCAAAUGAAAAUGAUGUUAGUAUUAUUUUAUAUCUUGUUGCGUGCAUGAAGUUCUUGUUGUCAAAGGUUUUAUUAUGUGCAUAAAUCUCCCAUCUAUAGCAGGGUCAAGGGGCAAUAAGUGGUAACACCCUCACCCUCACCCUCACCCUAUUUUAGGCAAAUUCUCGGACUCGAAUUAUUGGAUAGAUGAGCACUUGUGAUCGCUCAAAGUCCGCGUCUGGGAUGAAGUUCUUAUGUCUGUGCCUUGUUCUAUGUUGUAAGAAUAAGUCAUUGAGUACUGGAAAUG
Messenger RNA from Ilex paraguariensis (yerba mate), 1359 nucleotides. The record is from the annotation of a GenBank genome assembly. Lineage: Eukaryota; Viridiplantae; Streptophyta; Magnoliopsida; Aquifoliales; Aquifoliaceae.